AUGAAGUUCUGGGGUGUGGAAGUGAAGCCGGGACAGACAGUUUAUUGCGACCCUGGUGAAGGGCGUGUUGUUCAUCUCACACAGGUUGCCCUGGGUGAAGCAGAGAAAGGAAGUGUCGGCAUACUAGUAUCUGCUAAAAUUGGUGAUCAAAAGGGGGCCAUUGGAACUCUGUCGGCUGAAAAUCACCCUCAUAUUCCUUGUGAUUUGAUCUUUGAGAAACAGUUUGAGCUAUCACACAGUUCAAAAACUGCCAGUGUGUUUGCGUGUGGUUACAAGAUUUUUGUGCCUAUCUGCGAGUCUGAUUCUAGCGAGCUUGAUUCUAGCGAGUUUGAUUCCAGUGAGUCUGAUUCCAGCGAGUCUGAUUCUAGCGAAGAUGAAGUGGAAACUGUAAACAAUCAAGUGACCAAUCGUAUUGUCGGCAAUGUGGUAAAGCCUCCAACAACAAAGGAUGAUAAAAAGGUUACAGAUAAACCUGACAGUGGUGAGGAUGAUAGUGACUUUUCUUCAGAUUCAGAUGAUGUAAGUGUGUUCGCUGAUGAUAAUUAUGCCGAUGAUGGGUACAGUAGCUUAGAUACCGAUUCUGAAGAGGACGGUACCGGUAGUGAAGAGAUGGAUACCAGUAGCAAAGAGGAGGACAAAGACAGUCCUAAGACUGAGGAUGGCAAGAAGGCGGUGGCCGAGACUGCCUUGAAGACACCUGCCUCUGACGAUACCAGUAGCAAAGAGGGUUCAGGUGAUGAGGAAAACAAGAACACUCCUAAGCCCGAGGAUGGCAAGAAGACGGCGGCCGAGACUGCCUUGAAGACACCUGCCUCGACAGCAUCAUCUGGCCCUUGUGCACUACAGCCCGAGGAUGGCGAGAAGACAGUGGCCGCCGAGACUGACUUGAAGACACCUGCCUCUGACGAUACCAGUAACAAGGAGGAUACAAAUGAUCAGGAAGACAAAAGCACUCCUAAGCCUGAGGUUGGCGGGAAGAGGGCGGCCGAAACCGCCUUGGAGACGCCUGCUCCUGACAAGAAGGCAAAGAUUGAAACACCAUCUGGCCAGGACGCCGAUGACAAGAAGACUGUCCAUGUGGCAACUCCCCAUCCAGCAAAGCAGGCCGACAAGGCGCCUGCAGGGAACAGCAAGCAAAACCUCAAGUCCAAAUAUGUCGGCGGCGCCCACGCCUGCAAGUCGUGCAGCAGGACAUUCGGCAGUGUUUCAGCGCUCCAAUCGCAUGAGAAGGCCAAGCACGCUUGA
Molecule: messenger RNA, 1245 nt
Organism: Aegilops tauschii subsp. strangulata
Lineage: Eukaryota; Viridiplantae; Streptophyta; Magnoliopsida; Poales; Poaceae
Source: RefSeq, a predicted model, not a curated record